CCCCAUUCAGAUUCGACAAGAGAUGGAGGGAUAAUGAUGAGUGCUGUCACAUAAUCACCAACAGAUGGAGUAGAGGGGGGCAGGUUAGUGAGAAAUUGAAAGAUUGCCAGAAGGAUCUUCAGAACUGGGCAAGAAUUGACCACAACAACAAAAUCAGAAGAGAAUAAGAAAUUAAAGCAAGAAUCCAAGUUUUACAAGGCCCAAACAGGACCAACGAGAUGAUCAACGAAGAAAAGAGUCUUAAUUUGGAACUCUCUAUGAUCUGGAACACAGAGGAGGAAUUCUGGGCACAAACUUCACGGAACUGCUGGUUGCAAGAAGGUGAUCAAAACACAGGGUUCUUCCACGCCAAUACCAUCAAAAGGAGGAAUAGGAACAAGAUUCUCAAACUGAAGAACUCCGAAGGAAUCUGGCUUGAGGAAAAACUGGACAUGGACACUCAUGUCAACGCUCUCUAUCGUGACUUGUUCACUAGCAAGGAAGGCCUUUUCGACUACUCUCUCUUGGAUGGCUUCCCACAGCUGGGAGCUAACAAAGCCACUAAACCUGAUGGCUUCCAGGGUUUCUUCUUUAGGAAAUUCUGGAACCUGAUCGGGGACCAGCUUUGUGAAUAGAUCACCUGCUUCUUCAGGACCAAUGUGAUGCCGGAGUCGUGGAAUGAUACUUUUAUCACCAUUAUCCCAAAAGUGGAGACCCUAGAGACGAUUGGCCAAUUUCGGCCAAUCAGCUAGUGCAAUUUCAAGUACAAAGUCAUAACAAAAAUCAUGACAAACA
This is a messenger RNA of Linum trigynum, 774 nucleotides long. NCBI's taxonomy places the organism in Eukaryota, Viridiplantae, Streptophyta, Magnoliopsida, Malpighiales, Linaceae. The record is from the annotation of a GenBank genome assembly.